AUGCACCCUGAGUCCCUUCCUUUGAAGUCUCUUCGCCUUUAAGAAGGAGGAGAGGGCGGAUCGGAGCCGAAGCCCGGCCCAAGGGGCUGCUACUAGAGGCGAAGGAGGAAGCAGGCGAGUUUCCCUUUGACCAGGCGCUGCAGCCCAGCUCCCUCCGGCAACCAUGGUGAAGAUCGUGGCGGUCAAGACGCAAGCCUACCCGGACCAGAAGCCCGGCACCAGCGGGCUCCGCAAGCGGGUCAAGGUCUUCCAGAGCAGCGCCAACUACGCCGAGAAUUUCAUCCAGAGCAUUCUCUCCGUCAUCGAGCCGGGCCAAAGGCAGGAGGCCACCGUGGUGGUCGGAGGGGACGGGAGGUUUUACAUGAAGGAGGCCAUCCAGCUCAUCAUCCGCAUCGCCGCCGCCAACGGGAUUGGUCGUCUAGUAAUUGGUCAAAAUGGAAUUCUCUCUACUCCAGCUGUCUCCUGUAUUAUUAGAAAAAUAAAAGCAAUUGGUGGUAUCAUUCUGACAGCAAGUCACAACCCAGGUGGACCUAAUGGAGAUUUUGGUAUCAAAUACAACAUUUCAAAUGGAGGACCCGCCCCUGAAGGCAUUACUGACAAAAUUUUCCAGAUUAGCAAAACUAUUGAAGAGUAUGCUAUAUGCCCAGAUUUAAAUGUCGACCUCAGUACCAUUGGGAAACAGCAGUUUGAUUUAGAAAAUAAAUUUAAACCAUUUACAGUUGAAAUUGUGGAUUCGGUAGAAGCUUAUGGCAACAUGUUGAGAAAUAUUUUUGAUUUUAGUGCACUAAAGGAGUUACUCUCGGGUCAAAACCAUCUAAAGAUUCGAAUAGAUGCUAUGCAUGGAGUUGUUGGUCCUUAUGUAAAAAAGAUCCUCUGUGAAGAGCUUGGAGCCCCAGCAAAUUCAGCCGUGAACUGUAUCCCUCUUGAGGACUUCGGUGGACACCAUCCUGAUCCAAACCUCACUUACGCUGCUGAUCUCGUUCAGACUAUGAAGACAGGAGAGUAUGAUUUUGGAGCAGCUUUUGAUGGAGAUGGGGAUCGCAACAUGAUUCUUGGAAAACAUGGAUUCUUUGUGAAUCCCUCAGAUUCCGUAGCUGUAAUUGCUGCAAAUAUUUUUAGUAUUCCUUACUUUCAACAAACAGGAGUUCGAGGAUUUGCCCGAAGCAUGCCCACAAGUGGUGCAAUUGACAGGGUAGCCAAAGCUACAAAGAUUGCAUUAUAUGAAACACCAACAGGUUGGAAGUUCUUUGGAAAUCUCAUGGAUGCAAACAAACUUUCUCUGUGUGGAGAGGAGAGUUUUGGUACUGGUUCAGAUCACAUCCGUGAAAAAGAUGGACUCUGGGCUGUCUUGGCAUGGCUCUCAAUCAUAGCUGUCCGCAAACAGAGUGUAGAGGAGAUCCUGAAAGACCACUGGCAAAAAUAUGGGCGAAACUUCUUCACAAGAUAUGACUAUGAAGAAGUGGAUGCUGAUGGUGCUAACAAGAUGAUGAAGGAUCUAGAAACAAUGUUCUUUGACCGUUCCUUUGUGGGGAAGCAGCUGUCAGCGGGUGAUAAGUCAUACACAGUGGAGAAAGCAGAUAACUUUGAGUACAGUGAUCCUGUGGAUGGAAGCAUCUCAAGGAACCAGGGUCUGAGGCUCAUCUUUACGGAUGGCUCUCGUAUCAUCUUUCGACUAAGUGGCACAGGAAGUGCUGGGGCAACGGUACGACUGUACAUUGAUAGCUAUGAAAAAGAUGCACCCAAAAUAUAUGAAGACCCACAGGUCAUGUUGGCUCCUCUCAUCUCCAUCGCACUGAAGCUUUCGCAGCUUCAUGAAAGAACUGGUCGCACUGGUCCCACCGUUAUCACAUAAAUACAGAACUUGAAGCCGUUUGAGUUGACGAGUGAUUGGCCACUGUCAAUUGGAAUCAGCUAGCCUUCUUUUCUGUUGCGGUUUUAACUCCUAAAAUGCUAACACUGUAAUCAAAAGCACCAACAAGUGAUAAAAGGAUAGAUGUGACAUUUGAAAGAGUUUAUACUCUUCGUAUGCCAAUAUACAUUGUCCCGUUAAUGUCAUCUCGUUACUUUUCUAAUAUGUGCAUAGUACUUAUUUAAUAUAAGCUGCCUUUUGCAUUUGCAGUUCUGAGAUGGUGUUAACUCUUUCUCAAGAGUGUCUCUGAAUUGCUUCUGCACAAAGGCAUUUUUGGGAAGGUAAUGGGUAGAUUUUCCUUACAACCAGUGUGAAUAAUGGUCUCUUCCCUGUCACUGUGGAAUGUCUCUUUCAGUUGGACUCUGUGCCAUAGUCUUUGUACCAAGACCCCACUGCCACUCUUGCACAGAAUUCACCACAAACACAAGCAUUACAAGAUAUUAAAAUAAAAUGAACCAUUGGCACUA
This is a messenger RNA of Anolis carolinensis (green anole), 2376 nucleotides long. It is a transcript of the gene pgm1, whose product is annotated as phosphoglucomutase 1. Bases 164 to 1852 code for a protein of 562 amino acids. Gene Ontology annotation, molecular function: magnesium ion binding; phosphoglucomutase activity. Gene Ontology annotation, cellular component: cytosol. The record is from RefSeq and is a predicted model, not a curated record. The transcript is spliced from 11 exons. Lineage: Eukaryota; Metazoa; Chordata; Lepidosauria; Squamata; Anolidae. Gene Ontology annotation, biological process: carbohydrate metabolic process.